CCCUCUUCUUUUCCUUUCGUUUCAUCCUUCCUCGCCGCGUCUUCCUACUCCCUGCCCUCCUCCCUCGAGGUGAUGCUGCGCUCGAACUGUAGUUCACCAUGCCGAGGUAUUUAGGCAUCGCCCUCCCACCACUGAUUGGGCUUACGAUUGGCCAUUUCUUGGCUUGUGCCUCGACUGUCGUCCGUCUGGUGCAUCGGGCUCGCCGCCGACAAAUAUGGUGGGACGACGCUUGGGCGGGGGUUGCCCUCUUCUUCACCUUAUUCUCGCUGGCCGUCUGGUAUACCAUCACCUUUAACACCAAGAUGCUUUCCAGGUCCGCAACUUCGUUCCUUGCUUGGGCAAACUUCUUCACGCAGCCCGCUGUCAUUUGGGCGUCCCGAUUAUCGAUUCAAGCGACUGUCAUACGAUUCCUUCCACCUGGCCGCAACAGAACUGUCUCCCGACACGCUUUCGGCGCUCUUGCCUUCAUGUGGGUUGCCACCACCGUCUCCAAGGUGUUCUACUGCGGUUACCCGAUUCCAUUGUACCCCGUGCAUCCGUAUUGCUACUUCGAGGUGUCGGUUACGGUCAUCAGCGUCGUCCUCAAUUGUCUCGCCACAAUAUGGCUGAUUGGGUGGCCAGCCUACGUUCUUCUGAAGAUGAACCUUUCAAAACCACAUCGACGGCUCUUCAUCGUCUGCUUCUCCUCCGCUUGGGUCCUACUUGCAAUCGUUAUCUGGCAAGGUUUUAACGUAAUAAAAUACGACAUUCGGAUUCAAAUAAGUGGCCAUCUGGAGAUUAUGGUGUCCCUUGUGACAUGCAAUCUCCUAGUCUUGGCGACAUACAUUUACCGCAUCCUCCGCAACUCUGACGAAGAAGACUCCGACGAUUCUUCCGAGAGCGCUUCUUCAAAGGGAGAAGAUACUACAAGUGGAAACCCGGAUCGCACUACGCGAGAGAUGUCCCAAUUUGAGACUACCAUAGGUCCUCUGACCACCGUCCAUACGAGUGGGGACGAGUUUUCGUGCGGAUACUCGUCGCUGAACGGCUAUUCUGAUACAUCGAGUAGUCAGCGUGAUAUUCGCACAUUUCCCACCACCACACAUGAUACUUGCGUCAGUAGUGAUACGCAACGGACACGCCCAUAG
This is a messenger RNA of Coprinopsis cinerea okayama7#130, 1127 nucleotides long. RefSeq lists its product as hypothetical. The record is from RefSeq and is a predicted model, not a curated record. The transcript has 7 exons. Bases 99 to 1127 code for a protein of 342 amino acids. NCBI's taxonomy places the organism in Eukaryota, Fungi, Basidiomycota, Agaricomycetes, Agaricales, Psathyrellaceae.